This is a messenger RNA of Pipistrellus nathusii (Nathusius's pipistrelle), 219 nucleotides long. The record is from the annotation of a GenBank genome assembly. NCBI's taxonomy places the organism in Eukaryota, Metazoa, Chordata, Mammalia, Chiroptera, Vespertilionidae.
AUGCUCGUGUCCCAGGUGAAUGGACCACCACAUCUACUGAGACUAUUUGCAUGCAUCUGCGCCAUGCUGGCAUAUACGCCUCUGGACUACAAGAGCCUGGCCUUGUUACUGAAUUAUCUGCACGAUUUCCUCAAGUACCUGGCAAAGAACUCCGUGACUUUGUUCAGCGCCAGCUACUACGGAGUGGCCCCUCCUAAGUACCACCAGAAAGCCCUGUGA